UCUGGCAAGUUUUGAAUGAAUGUCUGUGUUUUCUCCACACCUUUCAUUCUUGGCCCCAGAAUUCGAGAUGCUCUGAGAUCUGUGCUGAACAUUUCGCGAUAUGGGAACCAGUACAUCCAAAUUAACGAGCCCUGGAAACGAAUCAAAGGAAGUGACGCCGAACGGAAGCGAGCGGGCACAGUGACUGGGGUGGCUGUGAACGUGGCCUGCCUGCUCUCUGUCAUGCUGCUGCCCUUCAUGCCGACCGUUAGCGCUGCCAUCCAGUGGCAGCUGCAGGCGCCAGAGCAGUGCAACUCGCUGACUGACCGCUUUGUCUGCAUGCUGCGAGCCGGGCACCGCAUCGGGACGGUCAGCCCGCUGUUCGAAAAGCUGGACCCGGUUCGGAUCGAGGGGUUGAGGAGCAAGUACGGAGGUCAGAAGGUGACCACAGAGGCCAGACCUGUCCCCGGGGAGAGAGAGAGCACCGACCCCAAGGACCUCCGCGAGCUGGUGAGCAAACAGGGUAACCGGGUGCGUGAUAUGAAGGCGCGGAAAGCGGAGAAGUCGCUCAUCGACGCUGAGGUCUCCACCUUGCUGGACCUGAAAAGGAGGUUGGAGCAAGCAGAAAGGAAGGUGGGGGGGGAGAAGUGAUGUGGCCAUGAUUCCUUAACCCCCCACCGCCCACCUCCUCCUGUUCCCAUCUUGACCACGAGCUGUGCGACUCUCUCUCUCUCUUUGCCCUCUGCUCCGGGCACAGUCCGAUCCCACGCACGCUGGCCCGGCCCGGCCCAGUCCACGGGAGGAGCCGGGUGUGAGUGUGUUUGAAAACGUGUCGCCCGGGUGCGUUGGCGAAGGUGGUCAGGAGGAGAGGGGUUUGGCCGGGUGAAAUACCCGUGGUUCGGGACCUAUCGUCUGGUGACUGUCUGCCAGGGCAAGACUUGCAAAAUCUCGUCAACUACAGAGCGGGGCAAUAAAACAGUUUUUAAAAAAUAUA
Molecule: messenger RNA, 973 nt
Organism: Chiloscyllium plagiosum (whitespotted bambooshark)
Lineage: Eukaryota; Metazoa; Chordata; Chondrichthyes; Orectolobiformes; Hemiscylliidae
Source: RefSeq, a predicted model, not a curated record